Molecule: messenger RNA, 1512 nt
Organism: Morchella importuna
Lineage: Eukaryota; Fungi; Ascomycota; Pezizomycetes; Pezizales; Morchellaceae
Exons: 2
Coding region: 1-1512 (503 amino acids)
Source: RefSeq, a predicted model, not a curated record
AUGGUCCGACUCAAGGAGAUCAGGGACAAGCUCCGUCCAAAUGCUUCAUUCCGAUCCUGGCAGGCCUCUCACACCUUUGGUGGAACUACAAAAUCGAAACCCCUCUACAUUGCGGGCUUUCGCCGCAAAAGUUUCUAUUAUAUUGCCGGUUUAGCCGCAACCACAGUAUUGGUUGGUGGCGUAACAGGUGGUGUGGGUGUUCGGGGCAGUCUAAGAAAUGCCAAGGACCUUGGGCAGGCGGAGGGAGCACUCGGGCAGCUGGUAGAAACUAGUAUGACACAGACCAGAAUAAGAACUCUGACGAGUGAUGGACUCUUGAUAUUGACAACGGUUAUUUCAAGCUUCAUAACCACUGCCCAGAGAGGAGGCGGUGUUACUGUGAUAAGGACCACGGGAGCAGACGGUGAAAUAGUGACAAUUCUGGGUGCUAUAACCUUCGUUACGAAUUCAGAUAAUAAGAUACAGCAGAAGACACUGGUAGGGAGUACUUACUACGUCACGGAAACAGAUGGUGUGACUGUACCUACAACGGUAUAUGGAGCAGCGACUACAGUCACUGAAACCGAUGGAGAUGUCGUGACAGUCACCAUGUACUCUGAAUUGACAGUUUUGACUGAGGCUGAUGGGGAUCUCACUACUUCUCUGCGAAGCCAAUCGAGAAAUGGAGCGGGUGAAGCGACGACUAGUGCUGGGACACCAAGCACGUCCUCAAACCCUUCCAGUACAGUAAACCCUUCUUCUUCAACCGCGUCUUCCUCUUCGAUAUCGAGUACGGGCUCACCAACGGUAGCAACAUCAUCUUCUCCGAGCUCCACCUCAGUCUCCACCUCAUCCUCAUCUACCGGCGGAGCUGGCGGUGGAAGUAGUUUUUCCGGAGAAGGAACAUUUUAUACCCCCGGUGUUGGGUCAUGUGGUACUGAUAAUUCAGAAGCAGAAUUUGUAGCAGCUUUGAGUAGAGUGCUUUUUGACGCUACAGGAAUAGCAAAUCCUAACAAUAACCCUUAUUGUGGUCGUAGAGCAUUGGUGAAAGCUGCAGGAUCCGGAUCCAGAAGGCGGCUACUUCAGAGAGGAGCCAUGACUGAAGCAGAAACCACGAGGACAUUUUAUACGGGCAAUUCUACUUGCAGCAGGAACGAGUUAUUGGAAAGCAGGAGUCAGAAAGAAAGCAGGAGGUUGCGAAUAAGGUCGCAAUUGGGAAUAGGCCCGGAGAGGCCUUUGAAGCUAUCGCCGCGUCUAGGAUCCCCGAGUGGGCAUAUAUUGCCAACGCCAGUCAUCAUGCAAGAUUCAUCAAGCGCAACUCUAAUAGCGCCGCCAAUGAUUACCCCUCCACCGCCAAAUCGUAGCAUAGACAUAUAUAAACGACAAGCUGGGGGCGGCGGUGUUACGGUAACAAUAGUUGACAGAUGCCCUGUCUGUGCACAAUAUGAUUUGGAUUUGAGUCCUGCUGCCUUCGAUGUCAUUGGAGAUCAGGAUGCGGGAAGAAUCGCAAUCGAAUGGAGUUGGUUGGACUGA